UGUUUGGCAUCCUUAAGCACUGUGGACUUUUCGAACAGUUUAGAAAUGGAAUUACCUUCAACAAGGUUAUCUAGCUCGGCUGAUCCACAGAUGCAAGGUGCAGCUGCUGUAACGCUUGACCCAUCCCCGAACGCCCUUUGUGAGUGUGAUACUCCACCCGAGUCAGUGCCCAGCUACAGCUUGGUGUUGGGUAGGGCUCCAAGCGACCUGAGCCCUGGGGCUGCCUCUGGCCUCGCAUCAAGUGAUGCACUCCAGAGCAGCACUAAGUGCAAGCUGGAAAGUGAAGACUUCAGUACUGUAGAUGAUCCUCUAGAAAACAGCUUGGCUACUGCUGGGCAAGAUGUAGUUAAUCAAUUAACUCUUUCUAUGCACAAAGUGAUGGAAGAACCUAUUAAUCUUUCGAUCAAGAAAUCACAACACUGCACUUCUUCUGAACUGCUCAGCAACACUUCUUUCCUGCCUGUGAAUGCCAGAAUGAGACAACUUAGAAGCAAGGAAGAUUCCAAUAACUGUGAAAAGGAACAUUUUGAAAUGGAUAUGAAAAGCAAUCAGAAUGUCAGAGCUGGUCCUAAGGAGCAGAAGAUCCCCUAUGUGCGACUGGAACGUCUAAAAAUAUGUACUUCAGAAGCAGGAGAGCUGCCGGUGUUUAAGCUUCAGCCACAGGACAAUGAGCAGGAGGGCAAUUUCCUCCUGAUAAUUGAAUGUGGGACCCAGUCUUCAAGUAUGUCUAUAAAGAUAAAUAAAGAUAGUCCACCUGAAGGACUGAAAUCCAAAGAGGAGAGAUCAGAGGACAGAAAAUUUCUCAUAUCCCAGGCUGCAGGACAGACACAAUCUCCUCCUGUAGAUACUCCGUCUGUUGAUCAGAAGCUCAGCAAUGGUAUCUCCAUGAAAAAGUGUCCAGUUACUCAGGAAGUCAAUCCAAUUGAAAAUGAGGAUUUCUGUGCUGUGUGUCUUAAUGGAGGAGAACUGUUGUGCUGUGAUCACUGCCCCAAGGUCUUCCAUCUCUCCUGCCAUGUUCCAGCCCUGCUCAGCUUUCCAGUGGGAGAGUGGGUGUGCACGCUUUGUCGUAAUCCAGUGAAGCCGGAGGUAGAAUAUGACUGUGAAAACACACGCUACAGCCACAGCUAUAAUGCACAAUGUGGCCUUGAUGACUAUGACCAGAAGAAGUGUGAAAAGCUGGUGCUUUCCCUGUUCUGCAGUAGUAUGAGCCUCCCAUUCCAUGAACCUGUCAGCCCCCUGGCUCGGCAUUAUUAUCAGAUCAUCAAAAGGCCAAUGGAUUUGUCAAUCAUACGAAAAAAACUGCAAAAAAAGGACAAGUCCCACUAUUCUGCACCUGAGGAACUUGUGACUGACGUGCGUCUCAUGUUUUGGAACUGUGCAAAGUUCAAUUAUCCAGAUUCAGAGGUCGCUGAGGCUGGACGAUGCCUAGAUGUAUUCUUUGAGGACAAACUGAAGGAGAUUUAUCCAGAUAGGCAUUUUCCUUCGAUGCAACAAGAAGACUCUGAUUCUGAGGAAGUGGAGAGUCAAAAUAGCAAAAUGCCACCCCAGGAUUUUCAGUGGCCAUCAUACGGACAGGAGUGCAUUCAGCCCAAAAGGAGACGGCGCCAUGCUGAAAGCGAAAAAACUAAAGGAAUGAUGUUUCACCAAGCUAACAGACUUCCUUAG
Pelecanus crispus (Dalmatian pelican) is the source of this 1665-nucleotide messenger RNA. The record is from RefSeq and is a predicted model, not a curated record. Lineage: Eukaryota; Metazoa; Chordata; Aves; Pelecaniformes; Pelecanidae.